This is a messenger RNA of Ilex paraguariensis (yerba mate), 285 nucleotides long. Lineage: Eukaryota; Viridiplantae; Streptophyta; Magnoliopsida; Aquifoliales; Aquifoliaceae. The record is from the annotation of a GenBank genome assembly.
AUGGAGAGGAAUGGUGUAAGGCUUGGGGCUGUAAUGGUUACUCUGGUGGUGUUCAUGCUAGCACAGAAUGUCACAGCAGAGCCAGUGAAAGGGAUAUAUACCUGUUGGGGAGGAUGCUACAAUCAGUGUGUUCUCCAAACUAAGACUCCAUCACAGCGGUGGCCAUGUUACAGCAAGUGCUUGAGCAACUGCAUUCCUCGCUCUCCCUCGGAUUAUCGAUGGAGCAAGACUGGAAAGGUGCUUUGGCAAUUGUGCCAAUAUUUGCAAGCCUUAAAAGGCUCUUAA